This is a messenger RNA of Exophiala bonariae, 1449 nucleotides long. RefSeq lists its product as uncharacterized. NCBI's taxonomy places the organism in Eukaryota, Fungi, Ascomycota, Eurotiomycetes, Chaetothyriales, Herpotrichiellaceae. The coding region runs from base 1 to 1449 and encodes 482 amino acids. The transcript has a single exon. The record is from RefSeq and is a predicted model, not a curated record.
AUGUCAUCUGAAUUGCAGCGUGACGCGGGCUCGCUGCGCUAUAGCAAACUCUGCUUGGAGGUCCUCCUACACAACAAAUACAACACGUUCUCAUUCAACGGACAAUCUACGUUUGCGAGUUUCUUGACUCAAUUUUCAUCGACGAACGUUGCGGUUAGCACAGCGCUGGCAACCUUCGGAGCAAUCUACGAAGCCAUCAUUCUUCAAAGAACACAGUCUGGUUUAUCUCUGACGUCCAUCCAGUAUUGCAAGGCCCUGGCUGCCCUGCAUAAAGAUGUAGCCCUGCAGAGCCAUGGCCCUAUCCCCAGCUUCCUUGCCAGCCUGGUAUUGGCUGCUGCGCACGCCCUUCAACGACAUUAUACCGACUCCUUGACCCAUCUUCACGGCGCCUUUACGGUGCUCACGAAUUCGAUAACGCCGAGAAUCCAAGACAGUUCGGAAACCAGUCCUGCUUCGUCAAACAGCAGCAUUUCCAUGGUGAUGAACACCUAUCAAAGUGAACUAUACUCGUUCGCUCAGUCCAUAGACCUCCACACAGCAACAUACGUCCUACACCGACCUCCAGAGCUCCCAUCGUUCUUUGACGCCGCGACUCUGAAUCAGUCCUGGGACCCGACUUUUCUGGAGACGGCAUGUCACGUCCUUCAACAACUACUGCACCGCUGUUAUCACGUCGCAAAUGCAGUCUCGCACUACAAGUACCUUCCGCGCUCGCGAUUCCCGGCAGACCUGAUGCUGGAACAAGGCCGGUGUAUCGCCUACCUGUCACAAUGGCUCGCGAAAUGCGACGACGGGUUCCGCGACCGACCCCUCAGCUGGACACAGUCGAGCUGCCGGCAGACGUACCUGGUGCACCGAGUUCAGUGUCUCAGCACAUUGAUACACCUGUCGUCGGUCUCGAGCCCAUAUGAGAUGAACUAUGAUAUAUACACCACAUACUUCGAGCAGAUCAUACGGAACGCAGACGAGGUGCUUGGCAGCAGUAGUUUUGGCUCCUCUCAAUCGUCAACCUCCAGCUUCCGCGUCCAGCCAGGUCUAGCGCAGGCUCUGUUCUUCACGAGCUUGGAGUUUCGUGAUGGGGUACAGCGCCGUAGGGCCAUCGAACUACUCUCUAAGCUGGGCAUGGAAGGACCCUGGAACCCGGAUAUUCUGUGCAGAAUCGCUAGGCGCGCUGUCGAGAUCGAGGAAUCCAACGCGCUUUCCGCAUCGUCGAUGGAGGAAUAUGUCCAUGCACCCCUCAAAGUCGAAAUCCCCGAGAAAUUUCGUUUACAUGGUUGUGGCAUUGACUCUGAGGCAGGUGAUUUGGAGGCCAACAAGAAUGGAACAGUGAACUUCAGCCUCUGUGUCGAUGUGGACUACAUGGUCAAUUCGGAGGAUCACGAAAAUCAUAGGCAUUGGAUCAUUUGGGCAGAGCCAAUCGCUCUAAGCCUGCCUGGAAUGGAGACGUGA